Molecule: messenger RNA, 3951 nt
Organism: Manihot esculenta (cassava)
Lineage: Eukaryota; Viridiplantae; Streptophyta; Magnoliopsida; Malpighiales; Euphorbiaceae
Product: pentatricopeptide repeat-containing protein At1g62260, mitochondrial
Exons: 2
Coding region: 155-2137 (660 amino acids)
Molecular function (GO): protein binding
Source: RefSeq, a predicted model, not a curated record
AGCCUAAUAUUGCACAAUUGCAUUCUGCGCAGUAGAUACGUGCGGUUUAUCACAGAUACAUUACUCAGGGGCUGCAAGGGCAUUUAGCUUCCACCAAAUGCCUCGUCAAACAAAAAUCCUCACUUUCAAUGCUGUGUACUAACCGCCUUCGACGAUGAGGCGCAGGUUAGCAAUUGGCUUUGUAAUAACAUGCAAAAGGGAGCUCCAAACUACAAGCCAACUUUUCGCCGGUUUAAAAACUCGCCAUUUUGCGUCUACUCCAAGAUCAAAGAGUUCUUUUCAGCACCUAGACUUGUAUUCCCUGAAUAAAAAGAUCUCGCAUUUCACCAGAAUGGGUCGGAUUAACGACGCUAGAGCAUUGUUUGAUAAAAUGGAGCAAAGAAACACUGUUUCAUGGAAUUCGAUGAUUAGUGGGUACGUGAAACGGGGAGAGAUUACCAAAGCAAGAAAACUGUUCGACGAAAUGCCUAAAAGGGAUGUCGUGUCGUGGAAUUUAAUGAUUUCAGGAUAUGUGUCAUGUCGUGGGAAGAGGUUUCUAGAGGAGGGAAGAUACUUGUUUGAUAAAAUGCAGGAAAGGGACUACGUUUCUUGGAACACGAUGAUUAGUGGGUAUGCAAAGAAUGGGAGGAUGGAUGAGGCCUUGCAGCUUUUUCAUACAAUGCCUAAGCGGAAUGCAGUCUCGUGGAAUGCCAUGGUUGCUGGGUUUUUGCAGAAUGGUGAUGUAGGGCGUGCAAUUGAAUUUUUUGAGAUGAUUCCUGAGAGGGAUGGAGCAUCCUUGAGUGUACUUGUCUCGGGUCUUAUUCAGAAUGGAGAAUUGGAUGAAGCUGCCAGAAUUUUGCUUGAAUGCAGCAGCAAUGAUGGCAGGAAAGAGGAAUUGGUGCAUGCUUAUAAUACUUUGAUAGCAGGGUAUGGUCAGUGUGGAAAGGUGAAUGAAGCUCGAAAUCUUUUUGAUCAGAUCCCAAUUCAGGAUGGCCAAGGAAACGGAAGCAAAAAGAGGUUUGUGAGAAAUGUUGUGUCAUGGAAUACCAUGAUGAUGUGCUAUGUGAAGGCACAGGAUAUUGUCUCUGCUAGAGAACUCUUUGACCAAAUGAAGGAAAGAGACACUAUUUCAUGGAAUACCAUGAUUAGUGGAUAUGUUCAUGCGUCAGAUAUGGAAGAGGCCUCAAACCUCUUUUGUGAAAUGCCAAACUCAGAUACCCUUUCGUGGAAUUCAAUGAUCUCAGGAUAUGCCCAGACAGGUAGUUUGGAACUUGCUCAUGAUCUCUUUCAGAGGAUGCCCCAAAAGAACUUGAUCUCAUGGAAUACCAUGAUUGCUGGGUAUGAGAAGAAUGAUGAUUAUAAAGGAGCAAUUGAAAUUUUUAUCCAGAUGCAAAUUGAAGGUGAGAAACCUGAUAGACACACUUUAUCUUCACUUCUCAUUGUGUCUUCUGGGAUUGUGGAUCUACAUUUGGGCAUGCAGAUUCAUCAGCUUGUAGAAAAGACAGUUACCGCAGAUGUUCCAAUAAAUAAUGCCCUUAUCACCAUGUAUUCAAAAUGUGGUGCAAUAAUUGAGGCUCAGACCAUUUUUGAUGAGAUUAAAAUGCAGAAAGAAGUAAUCUCAUGGAAUGCAAUGAUUGGAGGAUAUGCAUCUCAUGGUUAUGCUACAGAGGCUUUGGAACUUUUCAAAUGGAUGAAAAGUUUCAAAGUGCAACCUACUUAUAUAACGUUUAUUUCAGUUUUGAAUGCCUGUGCUUAUGCCGGACUAGUUGAAGAAGGUCGAGGGAUAUUUAAAUCCAUGGUUAGUGAAUAUGGUAUAGAGCCAAGGCUUGAACACUUUGCCUCCCUGGUGGACAUUGUGGGUCGGCAUGGACAGCUUAAGGAGGCCUUGGAUGUGAUCAAUAGCAUGCCAUUUGAGCCUGAUAAGGUUGUCUGGGGUGCUUUAUUGGGUGCUUCUAGGGUCCACAACAAUGUGGAGAUGGCCCGUGUUGCUGCUGAAGCUUUGAUGAGACUUGAACCAGAUAGCUCAGUUCCCUAUGUCUUGUUAUACAACAUGUAUGCUGAUGCGGGACAGUGGGAUAAUGCAACAGAAGUAAGAAUGAUGAUGGAAAGGAAUAAUAUCAAGAAAGAAGCAGCAUUUAGUUGGGUAGAUUCCUCCUAGUGAUGAUGUUUGGAAUAUAUGAACUGUCUGUAUGAAAGAUACAGUUGGUUGGUUGCACUUGUUAAUUUCCAGCAUUGAUUGCCAUCUAGUAAGCAUGAGAUCUCUCAACUUUGCUGCAUUUUUUUUCCCUCACUCUGAAUGCAGGAGAGUGAAGCAAAAACUAGAAAGAGAUGGUAAAGUUCUAUGCUAUUUGUUCCUGAUGCUGUUGCUUCAGGUAACUGCAGCUCUUCAGUUCAUGUUAUAAGUGGGGCCAAAGUGAGUUUGGAUUCAAGUUGUGUUCUUUUCUAAUAAGCUUACCCAGUUUUUGCAUGGCCCUGACCAAGGACUAGGUCUAUCAAAGUUGGCUUCAUCUAUCUGAGAGAAAUGGUAAAAAUUGAGUAACUGGAUUGCUUGCCCACACAGGUCAUACUAACCUAGUGUUUCGGCUUUCACAGAUUGGCUUUGAAGGUCUCAGGAACAUGUAUAUAUGGUGGAUGCUAUUGUUUACAGGGUUCGUGGUGAUUGAAAAGCUUUUACUGUGUUCAUUUGGGUUAGGUAAGAUUUACUGUUUCUUCUUUGAAUUAUUUACUUUUGAAUAUUAUGUUUGAUGAGAUCAGAGACAUACAUUGUUGAGAAUAAUGAUAAAUUUAACUUAGCUGAGCUCAUCAUAGAAACUAGUUAUUAUUUUACUGAUAUGUUUAAUUUUUACUGUAAGAAGAUCAUGUGCUUACCUUCUUUUAUGUGGGUUUCUGUGUUAUGUCUUUGGUUAUUAUGCACCUGGGUGAAGUUUAAAAAAGAAAAAAAAAAACAGUUGUGUUGGCGACAUUCGGUCUUGAACAGGUCAAGAAUAUAGUUCUGUGGUUGAUUUACUUUUUAGUUUCAUUUCAUCUUCUCACUGUAAUCGUCUGAACAACAAGAUAAAUGAAUGCUUAACUGGAGUGAGUAAAAAUUUAUAAAGACCGGAAAAUUACAUUAUGGAAUAUCAAUUUUUUGAACUUGCAAAAUAAUGCUCUAACAUUUUGGAAUACGUCUUAUGAUAGAAAUUGAUAAAAUGAAAGUCCUGGAGCUUUUGAGACGACAUGCAUUCCUGCCCUGGUAGGUAUUGAGUUGUUUAUGAGCGUCUUGGAUUCACAUGGUUAUCCUGAUUUGAUCUAAGGCAUAGGAAACGAUCAUGGAUCUUCUAGCAACCUUGUGAAGUACUAAUUAUUUGAACUGUUUAUCGAUUUCGUGAAUUGCUGAACAUGGCCAUAUACAUUUUUAUCUUUGUGCUUGUUCAUUUUCUUCCUUGGCGUGCAUUUCUUUUAUUUAGCAAUUUAUGCAUGGUAAUUGCUUUUCUCUGCCAACUUACACAUGGCAGCUGAUUAAUUAUAUAUGUUAAUUCCAUGUUUUAUGUCCAUGGUCUAGAGCAAUUUUUUUUGUGGGUUCUGAAUUCGUCACUUGAGGCUUCAUCCGUUUCUUCAGGACUAAUGGGACAGACUCUUUCACUUCUUAGCACAGAUGAUCUUAUUGGGCGCCUGCAUCUCGCAAAGAAACAAUUAAUAGAAGUUGGGAGGCUCAGGAGUUUUGCUCUCUGCAAUGAAGCUGUGGAAGUUUGUUGCUCUUUGACCUUAUUGUUGCGAGAGGUUUGGUCCUCAAGAAAAAAAGCAAGAAAAAGAAAAGAGUUAGUCUGUCUGACAGUUAUUUUUUCACUAGUCCAAGUCACGCAUUCAAACCAUGGAUAAUGUAUGCGACUAAUUAUUGGAAUUGAACAUUGUACUUUCCUUUGGCAUUUUACUCUUUAGGUAGUGGACAAUGAUAAGCUAGUAGAAGUACCUUCACGGUUUUAUUUUUUGUGC